Gopherus evgoodei (Goodes thornscrub tortoise) is the source of this 2014-nucleotide messenger RNA. RefSeq names its product zinc finger protein 501-like. The transcript has 7 exons. The coding region runs from base 126 to 1475 and encodes 449 amino acids. Gene Ontology annotation, molecular function: RNA polymerase II cis-regulatory region sequence-specific DNA binding; DNA-binding transcription factor activity. NCBI's taxonomy places the organism in Eukaryota, Metazoa, Chordata, Testudines, Testudinidae. The record is from RefSeq and is a predicted model, not a curated record. Gene Ontology annotation, biological process: regulation of transcription by RNA polymerase II.
CUUCCGGGACCCAGGCUCCGCCCCCCAUCCCAGCGGGGCCGGGGCGGAUCCUGCUGCAGCUCCUGGGGCCGAGGCAGCUCCGAGGCUUCUCCCAGCUGCCCUUCUCACCCUGCCAGGGCUGCAGAAUGACAUCCAUGUUUUUCUCCAGCUCAUCCCAUCGCCCCCUGACACAGGAAAGAGAAAUGGCUGCAAUGGAGCCAGCUCAGGGGCCGGUAACCUUCGAGGAGGUGGCUGUAUAUUUCACCAGUGAAGAGUGGGCUCUGCUGGAUCCCACUCAGAGAGCCCUCUACUGGGAUGUCAUGCAGGAGAACUAUGAGAAUGUGACCUCACUGGACAGGGAACAAAGGGUACAGAAUUCUCAGCAGGGAAAUGUUGAGCAAGUGGCUAAACACAGAGAAUUAUCGCAAAGAUCGAAAAGGAAUGUGUCCAGGAGUCAUGAGCAGGGAAAAUCCUGUGAGAUUCAGCACAGACCAGAAAGAGAGCAAGGAAACCAGCCAGGGGAGAAAAUGGGUAAAUUUAUUUCCUGUCGGGGAACUCAGAAGAGCGUCAAGGAAACAACAACACAGCAGGAAAUCCUCAUGGGAAAGAGGAAAGAUACAUGCACUGAGUGUGGAAAAACCUUCAGUUGCAGCUCAUCCCUUUCUGUUCAUCAGAGAAUCCACACAGGGGAGAGGCCCUAUGGAUGCUGUCAGUGUGGGAAAACAUUCACUUUCAGAUCAAAUCUUGUUCAUCAUAUGAGAAUCCACACAGGGAAGAGGCCCUAUAAAUGCAGUGAGUGUGGGAAAAGCUUUAUUACCAGCUCAGACCUUUCUAAACAUCAGAGAAUCCACACAGGGGAGAGGCCCUUUGAAUGCAGUGAGUGUGGGAAAACCUUCGCUUUCAGAUCAGUCCUUUCUAAACAUCAGAGAAUCCACACAGGGAAGAGGCCCUAUAAAUGUAGUGAGUGUGGGAAAAGUUUUAUUACUAGCUCAGUCCUUUCGCAACAUCAGAGAAUCCACACAGGGGAGAGGCCCUAUGAAUGCCGUGAGUGUGGAAAAAGCUUCUCUAGCAGCUCAGCCCUUUCUCACCAUCAGAGAAUCCACACAGGGGAGAGGCCCUAUAAAUGCAGUGAAUGUGGGAAAAGCUUCACUCAGAGCUCUCAACUUACUGAGCAUCAGAGAAUCCACACAGGGGAGAGGCCCUUUGAGUGCAGUGAUUGUGGGAAAACCUUCACUUACAGAUCAGUCCUUUCUAAACAUCAGAGAAUCCACACAGGGGAGAGGCCCUAUAAAUGCCAUGAGUGUGGGGAAAGCUUCACUCGCAGCUCUCACCUUAGUGGGCAUCAGAGAAUCCACACAGGGGAGAGGCCCUAUAAAUGCGGUAAGUGUGGGAAAACCUUCAUUCACCGCCAGGAACUUAUUAGCCAUCAGAGAAUCCACACAGGUAUGAGACCCAAUGGAAGCAGUGAGUGUGGGAAAACCUUGUCUUGCCACUGAGCCCAUGUGAGCCAUCAGAGAAUCUGCAAGGGGGAUCAACACCAUAAAACCCUCUAGGGCUAUCAAUACUUGAAUAGUUUCCUGAUUGCCACAUAGUAACUUUUAAAAGCUGUUUGAAGCACCAUUAUCCCUCAGCUUGUCCAGAUGAGUGAGUGGCCCAUUUUUGCAUUUUGCAGUUUGACCUCUUUGAGGAGGACUCACUUGUCCUUUCUAUCAACUCCAUUCUCCCGUGAGUAAUUCUAGUGUACCCUUCCUAUCAGGAACCAGGGAGCAUCACAUUUAUACCAUUCCUCCUAUUGCAAAGUUAUUGUUAGAGUCACCAGUGAUACGGAUUGUAUCAUGGCCAAUUGUUCUCAUGUUGUGCUGAAGAGCAGUUAUAAUGGGAACUUUUCAUAUUGCAUUUAAAUGAAGAGGAAUGGGGGCAGGAAAAAAGUGUCAUUUCAGCCUUUGUGAUACUGGAAGGAGAUGUAAAAAGCGACAAAGAGUCCUGCAUCACCUUAUAGACUAAAAUAUGUAUUAGAGCAUAAGCAAUAUACAAA